UCUUUAGACAGAAAGAGAAAAGGAAAAAUGCCUACCAAAAUUCAUCCGAAAGCACCAAAGCAGUUGGAAAAUGUUGUGAUUGAAGAGCGCUUCUGUAAUGAGUCUGUCACAGCAUUGACUGUGUGGAAGAGAUCGUUGGUUUUGAAUUGCAAUGGUUUCACUGUGUUUGAUUCAACCGGGAAUCUUGCCUUCAGGGUUGACAAUUAUGAUUCUGGAUAUAAGAACGAGGUGGUUCUCAUGGAUGCUGCAGGAAAUUCUCUGCUCACAAUGAGAAGAAAGAGACUUAGCAUGUACAGUGAAUGGCAUGCUUUCUUGAAAGAUAAAUCAGAUGGUCAAAAGCCAUUGUUUAUAGUCAGGAGGAGUUUUCUGCUUCCUACCAAGACUUUGGCACAGAUAUACGUGGGUUCAGUAUCAGAGAAGAAGCAUCCAGAUUACCAGAUUGAAGGGUCUUUUGCCAAUAGAUCCUGCACUGUUUACAACAGCUCGCGUAACAUUGUUGCUGAGAUGAAAAGAAAGCAAGUGAGCUCAGAGAUAACACUGGGAGGAGAUGUGUUCAGUGUGAUUGUACAGCCUGUCUAUGAUCAAGCUUUUGUAAUGGGUUUAGUCGUCAUUCUUGAUCAGAUCAGCUGGAAUGAACGCCAUACAAACACCAAGCUUCACUCCCGUACGCUUAGUCUUGAUUUGCCAAGGCAUUUGCCGUGGAGAAGUCUUUCCUUAGGAACAUGAUUGGUAUAGAGGAUUUAUGAAAGGGCCUAUCCUCCUGCUCUGUCUUUUUUUAUUCCAGGCAAUUUGGGAGAGACUAUGAGCCCUGAUUAUUGUAGAGGAUAUGUAUUAUCAUUGUAGAUUUUAGCACCCAUUGUGCAAAAAACAAUGCUAGCAUUGUAGAUUUUAGUACCCAUUGUGCAAAAAACAAUGCACGGAUAAACAUAUAGAUUUAAUCUGCCAAACGUAUAAGUACUUAGUAGAAAGUCCCAUCUGUAUGAUAGCAUUCACAUGGAAUAAAAAACGAAACCAUGUCAGUACACAAGCCAAUCUAUCAGACAAAUUGCGAUCACUGGAAAUACUCCAUCAAUAAGGAUUUGGUUUUUUUUAUAAUCCAAAGGGGUAGUGUCUCAUGAGCUUGGAUAGGGAGAUUAUUUGUGAAGUCUUUAACCUUGAACCAAAUAUUCAUUUGACUUUGGAGAGUUAAGAAGAGAGUAUGUCUGGAUGGGAAGAAGUUUCGCUAUUGCUGAAUUUCAGACCCAAAUCCUUGAGCAAAGGAGAUUAUGAUAUUUUGAAGAUUACUUCAUCAAAACCUAUUUUGCUCUGUGUUAAGUAUUGGGCAUAGAUUCUGCCAAUUGGUUAACAUAUUUGUAUCUUGUUAGUUUUCAAAUUCGCUCGAUCAGUAUAGAUUUGCUUGUCCAUGCGCAAGACAACAUUUGGGAACACGUUUGUAUACAUCCUUAUUGACAAGUUUUCGGUAGGGUUAGAUGGAGCAUAUGAAGACGUUACUUCUGGUCCACCUGAGGUUACUCCAUUUGAUGUGUUUGAAUCCUUUUUUCCCAGAGAUCAUGCGAACUAUGAGUACUUUGAUAGUUUGGGAGGUAGUGGUUCUAAAUUUCAAAAUAGUGGGCAUCGGCUUGAGCAGGAUUUUAAGUAAAAAGAAUAGAAUCAGCAUGGGCAUGAAAAGGAGGUUGACCGUAUUUUGUUUGUCAUGGUAAUAUUGAACUAAAGGAUUAUUGAAAUGAAAUAUUUGUGAUGAUUCUUAUAUGGCCUUAGGAAGUUUUCAUUUAUAAUGAAUUCUAUGCUAAAGGUGGAAAUAGUUUGCUCUCAAACUAUUGGUUUAAAAUCUGGAUGCCGAACAUUGUCAAAAUAUGACAAGUUUCAGAUUAUUGAAAAAAUAUGCGGGUAACACAU
Messenger RNA from Cryptomeria japonica (Japanese cedar), 1896 nucleotides. Its product is annotated as protein LURP-one-related 12-like. NCBI's taxonomy places the organism in Eukaryota, Viridiplantae, Streptophyta, Pinopsida, Cupressales, Cupressaceae. The coding region runs from base 28 to 726 and encodes 232 amino acids. The record is from RefSeq and is a predicted model, not a curated record. The transcript is spliced from 3 exons.